Saxophila tyrrhenica is the source of this 687-nucleotide messenger RNA. RefSeq lists its product as uncharacterized. The record is from RefSeq and is a predicted model, not a curated record. The transcript has 2 exons. Gene Ontology annotation, molecular function: oxidoreductase activity, acting on the CH-OH group of donors, NAD or NADP as acceptor. NCBI's taxonomy places the organism in Eukaryota, Fungi, Ascomycota, Dothideomycetes, Mycosphaerellales, Extremaceae. Bases 1 to 687 code for a protein of 228 amino acids.
AUGCCAACUGCUGUGGUGACGGGAGCGAAUAGCGGCAUAGGGAAUGCUUUUGCACAAAUACUGAUCAGCGAAGGCUACGAUGUCCACGCAGCAGACAUCGAGAUUGGCGCCGCCCUCCAGUCGCUACAAUGCCGCCUCCAUAAGCUCGACGUCAGCUCGCCCGACUCCAUAUCAGCCUUCGCUGCGCAACUCCAAGACAAACCAAUCGAUGUUCUUCUCAAUGUGGCAGGCGUAAUGGCGCCGCGAGAACAAGACGCAAUGGACACAGUCAACAUCAACGUUCUGGAGAAGAUUUUUGCUGUCAAUACCUACGGACCAUUACUGCUCACGCAAUCACUCCUGCCCAAUUUACUGGCUUCUCCUGGCAGUGCGGUGGGCAUUGUGAGCAGUCGGGUUGGCAGCAUUGGGGAUAAUUCUACAGGUGGGACCUAUGCAUACCGGGCGAGCAAGGCUGCGGUGAACUCCAUUGGGAAGAGCAUGGCUAUGGAGCUGAGGGACAAGGGCGUCACAGUGUCAUUGCUACAUCCGGGAUUCGUGAUCUCGAACUUGAACACUGGAUCUGAGCCGCAUCCCGAGAGUGUGAUGCCGGACGAGGCUGCAGGGAAGCUAUGGAAAGUCAUGAGCAGCAAGGGUAUUGAAGACACUGGCAAGUUCUGGCAUCGAGAGGGCUUCGAACUGCCGUGGUGA